Messenger RNA from Populus trichocarpa (black cottonwood), 913 nucleotides. RefSeq lists its product as uncharacterized. The transcript is spliced from 7 exons. The coding region runs from base 114 to 716 and encodes 200 amino acids. Lineage: Eukaryota; Viridiplantae; Streptophyta; Magnoliopsida; Malpighiales; Salicaceae. The record is from RefSeq and is a predicted model, not a curated record.
AAGAUCAAAUCAGACCUCAUCAUCCUCAAAAACACCACAAAAAACAAUUCCAUUUUCAGACAAUCAACAAGCUCAGAGACAGACAACAUACGACGUCUUACAGGGUUCCAAGGAUGUCGUUUUGUUCAUCUAUAUCAACCCCACAGUCUCUGUCUCUCCUAUCUAAAACCAAGCCCAUCAUCAAUGGAGGAGACUACAAACUGGGCUCUCGCUUUAGAGCUUCUGCUGAUGUCCCUGAUUUUCUCUCUGCAGAUUGGCUUGAAUCUCGAAGGAAGAAACCAUUUGGCCCAAGAUUAAAUUUUAGUGCAGAAGAAGCUGUUAAUUGCCAGCUUGAUGCAUUGAAGUAUAAUGAUCAACCUCGUCAAGAUUAUGGGAUUGAGGUCAUGUAUAGGUUUGCUGGAUUUGAUCCUUUCGAAAGGUCUACUUAUUUUGGGCCAUUUUUUGAUUUAGGGCAGUUUGAAAGGUUUAGGAGGAUUUUUCACCAUUCGACAUAUCGAGUGUUGCUUGGUCACAAGGAGAGGAAGAUCUUGAGCAGUUUGUUCGUGAAAGAGAAUCGAUUCAAACAGAGGAUAUGGAUUCGGGGGAAUCGCCCUGAGGAGGAAGAAAUAUUUCAAUUUACCAUGGUUCAGAGAGUCGGUGGUUCAUGGGAUGGUUAUUGGUUGACAGAGUCUCUUCUUCAUGAUGGAGAUGCUUUUGCUGGUGGUUUGGCCUACUAAACAUCAAACACUGAUACAGUAUGGCUUGACUGAUGAAAAUUCUGCUUUCCCUGAUAAUGAAGCAUGGCAUAAUUUGCCUGCUCUCAAACCCCGGAACAAUGUACAUAUAUUAUAAUCAAUUACUGUCAGACUUCUGUAAAUGAAAGCUGUAUAUAAAAGCUCUUCAGAAUAAAAGAUAAAUGUACUCCUUGGUUGCU